AUGCAGGAGUUGGUGGCUGGUGUGGAGAAGAUCAGGUUUGACCUGGAGGUCGAUGUGGAGCAGCAGCAAGGAGCUCGGCCCCUGCCCUUCCCGGGGGUGGACAGACUGGGGGGGGCCGUGGGGGACAGGCUGGCUGUGACAGGGGUGCCAUGGCCAGGCGUGCAGGGCCCCUCCAGGCACGGUGGCAGGGCCAAGACCGCGGUGUGCAGGCACUGGCUGCGGGGGCUCUGCAAGAGGGGCGACGGCUGCGACUUCCUGCACGAGCACGACGCCACCGGGAUGCCCGAGUGCUAUUUCUACUCCAAGUUUGGCGAGUGCAGCAACAAGGACUGUCCCUUCCUGCACGUCGAUGCCACCCCCAGCACCAUGGGCUGUCCCUGGUACGACCGCGGGUUCUGCAGGCACGGUCCCCGGUGCAAGUACAAGCACACACGGAGGGUGAUGUGUGCCAACUACCUGGUGGGGUUCUGCCCAGAGGGACCCAAGUGCAAGUUCGUGCACCUCAAGGCCGGGCUGAUGACGAGCAGCACGGAUCCCUCCAAGGUGAAGCCCUUUCCUCUGCGCACUGGGGUGAUGCUCCAGCUGCCCCACAGCUCUUAUGGGACAGCAGCUGCCAACUGCCCCUCCUGCCCCAUUCCCCCCAGGAAACUGGCUGUCCAUGGGGGCUGGUACAGCGGGAUCUGGCUGCUGAGCGGACAGGUCAGUCCCUACACUGGUGAGAGUGGGAGGACUCAGCUGGAAAUGCUGCUGGGGAAGUGA
This is a messenger RNA of Lepidothrix coronata (blue-crowned manakin), 759 nucleotides long. RefSeq names its product cleavage and polyadenylation specific factor 4 like (gene CPSF4L). The coding region runs from base 1 to 759 and encodes 252 amino acids. The transcript has 6 exons. Lineage: Eukaryota; Metazoa; Chordata; Aves; Passeriformes; Pipridae. The record is from RefSeq and is a predicted model, not a curated record. Gene Ontology annotation, molecular function: metal ion binding; RNA binding.